ACAACAAUGUUUUUGCAGGAUUGAAAACAGAAUUCUAUUAUUGCAAUUGUUUGUUUAUAUAAGUUAAGAAAUGAAAAUUUCAACUUCGUUCGCUUUUAUUUUACUUCUAACCAAGUUUGAUGAUGGUUGUACGAUGACAGCAACAGAGCCAUCGCACGAAGCGGAAAAUAAAACUCUGAACUUUUCGACGUAUAAAAACUGUGUGCCGUACCGAGGCAAAACUAUAACUCCACGUUCAGACGAAAUAUUGUGUUGUAAUACAACGUACGAUGAGUUCACCCGUCGAUGGUACUUUGGACAGAUGUACCUCAGUGAAGUAUUCGAAAGUCUUCGGGCUUGGAAAUGUCCACAGUUCGAAUCCGAGUGCAGGCAGCCGAUUUUUGCCUUCACAGAUUUCACACGGCUGGUAUAUAAACGGGCAUGCAACUAUACCGACUUUAAAAAGACCUGCUUGAAUACCGUGAAAGAUUUCGUCGACCCAAGCAACAGUUCUGGACUUACAUCUAACGACUCAAAUGAAUGGUCAUUAAUCUUACGUGAACUUAGCCAGCAAAGUGUGCCAAUAGAUCCAGCACCCCCGCCGUGCGUGCAAGUUGCAUUAUACGAUGCUGGUCGAAAAUUUGGCGAGUAUUACGAAGCAAUUUCGACGUUUUUACCAUUCUGUGGUAUACUAUGGUGCGGUACUGCUGCAAAUUCAAGCAUGACACGUUCGUUUUCAUUGUGGUCAUGCAUGAACACCGGAUGCAGAGCAAGUAUUAUGAUUUCCUUCAUCAUUAUCAUCCUGCUUGCCACUAUGACGAUUUUAGUAAACGGAUGCGUAAUAUUGGUCUUUAUCAGGAACAAAAAGUUGCUCAACAGUCAAGGAAUUUACAAAACGUCAUUAGCGUGCGCUGAUUUUCUAGUGGGGGCGUUUGUGUUAACCACAUGCGCGCAUAGUCUGUAUAGUUUUCCUAUGACAGGCAGAAACACGGGGCAAGCGUCAUCCAACUUUGAAGUCGGGCCUCUGAAGUCUGUUUUUAACGAUUCGUACAUGAUGGCAGUCGGUUUUGUCACAACACUUUCAAUUUCGGUUUCGAUUUACAGCUUAAUGCUGGCGAGCUUUGACCGGCUUUCGGUCGUAAGAAAACCGUUAAAGUAUAACCUGGCAUCUGCGAAAGAAUUUUCGAUACGCGCCACGCUCGUCUUAUGGUGCGUGGCUUUGCUUUUCUCCGUACUACCGUUCAUGGUACAUAGCUUACGUUUUAGCAUUGUAGCCUCGCUUUUGGUCGCAUCGUCCGGUUCCAGCGCUCUUAUAGUUUACUGUUUUUCAUUUGUUAUCCCUCUAAUAACGACCUGGGUCGUUACGGCAGCAACAUGCUACUACUCGUUCAGCCACGCCAGGGAGCGAAUGGCAAACGAUUUUAAAACGGAGUUCAAAUUGGCGAAAACACUUAUUAUAAUGGUUAGCGUUUUUAGCCUGAGUCUUUCACCCACAAUAUGCUCGCUUGUUGGGGGUUUGCUAGCCCGUGGAAUAUAUUACCACCGUCCAGGGUCUCUGGUCCCAUCUGCGGCCUCAGUUUACGUCAGUUUUGAAUUUGUUUCAGUCGUUAUAUUACUGGCUAACAGUUCUUGGAAUUUUUUUAUCUACAACGCAAGAAAUGAAAGUUUUAAAACAGCAACGCGUCAGCUUUUCAAGGUUCCCGAAAGUAUUUCCAAUACAGCUCGGGUUUCAGCUACUACUGUGACUACGGCAAACUAA
Molecule: messenger RNA, 1738 nt
Organism: Ciona intestinalis (vase tunicate)
Lineage: Eukaryota; Metazoa; Chordata; Ascidiacea; Phlebobranchia; Cionidae
Biological process (GO): G protein-coupled receptor signaling pathway
Cellular component (GO): membrane
Molecular function (GO): G protein-coupled receptor activity
Source: RefSeq, a predicted model, not a curated record